Zasmidium cellare ATCC 36951 is the source of this 1185-nucleotide messenger RNA. RefSeq lists its product as uncharacterized. The record is from RefSeq and is a predicted model, not a curated record. Lineage: Eukaryota; Fungi; Ascomycota; Dothideomycetes; Mycosphaerellales; Mycosphaerellaceae. The transcript has 2 exons. Bases 1 to 1185 code for a protein of 394 amino acids.
AUGGCGUCCACUGGAUCAAUAACAUAUCAGGACGCGCUGGACUCGCAAUACUUGUCCAACUCAAUAUCCAGCCUCUCGCGAUCACGCUCCUCGAACACCUUGAUUGUCCGAAGCUACAAGCAGGCGACGCAGCUCUAUCUCACGAAACGUUUCAAGGAAGCAUUAGAAACGCUCGAACCGAUCAUAUCACCACAGAAUGAGGAAGCUGAAGAUGGAGACGCGAUAGAUGGGCUGGGGGAGGGCAGCGGUGCGGCACCGGUCGCGCAGAGCUCAAAAGGCACCAGGACCAAGGUCUGGGUGUUCUACCUCAGCCUAUUGCAUGCCAUCAUCGAGCUGGGCGCGGAAGAGGGCCGAAAUACGUUUGGAUCUGUAAAGUGGAGAAAUCUCGUGAAGAAGGCUAGAGAAGGCACGAUUUGGGACGAGGUCGUGCAACACGGGUACGGCAGCAACGAAGGGGACGUUGACCCAGAUGUCGUCGUGAAUCUAGCGACUCUACUUCUUGGACACAUGCAAGAUCAGAAGUUGAACCAGCAGAAGUUGGAGGCAUACCUUUCUGCUUCAGCAGAUGCAGCCCAUGUCGCAUUCUUGCAGGACGGCAUUGCAACGCCAAUGUCGAACGGAACGUCUUCACCGAAAGAGCUGACUACGCGACUGAAGAUACUGGAGCUCUACACCCUUCACGUACUGCCAGCGAACAAUGAAUGGGACUAUGCGCAACAGUUCAUUGAAAUGAACGACAUGCUGGAUGAGGAGCGACGAGAAGCUUUCCAGCAUGCUUUGGAAAGCCUCAAAGACGAAAAAGAUGGCACAGCGGAACGAGAGAGAGUUUUGGAAGAGUUGCGCGAGCGCGAAAUGGCGGAGCAACGUGCAGCCGAGGAGGCAAAGAGGAAGGAAGAAGAACGGAGAGAGGAAGAGCGCAAGAAAGCAGCAGCAGCGGAAGCUGAACGAGCUGCCAGACCCAGCAGCGCAUCUGCGGCUCGCAACGGGAACAAUGGCAAAGCAAGUCGCAAUCUUGGCGGCGGCACCGGACGAUUAGCACUCAUGCGGCUUCUGAUGUUCAUGGUGGCUUUCGUCCUCAUUUUAGCCAGGAGAGAUCUGAGACUGAAAGUGAAAAAGACAUUGGAAGAUGGAUGGGGCAAGGUAAAGCAAACCGUCGGUAUGGGUGUGAAGGUCUCUUAUAUAUGA